This is a messenger RNA of Contarinia nasturtii (swede midge), 1723 nucleotides long. It is a transcript of the gene mora, whose product is annotated as cysteine and histidine-rich domain-containing protein. Bases 221 to 1279 code for a protein of 352 amino acids. NCBI's taxonomy places the organism in Eukaryota, Metazoa, Arthropoda, Insecta, Diptera, Cecidomyiidae. The record is from RefSeq and is a predicted model, not a curated record. The transcript has 5 exons.
UCACAACUAUAAAUGACAGUUAUAAAUACAGAGCACAAAAACAUCAGAACCAUCCAAGUGAUUUGCAAUAAUUUAUUCGACAUCGAACAAACAAAAUAAAUCACAAUCGACCAAAUCGAAAAAUUUGGACAUUUUAUCAAACAAAGAAACCACUGAACACAUAAAUCGUGUGGGAUUUUAUUUCGUUGUGAUUCAAAUUAAAAAAAAAUUGUUGUACAAAAUGAUUUCGUGCUAUAAUAGAGGUUGCGGUCAAAAUUUCGAUCCAGAAAACAAUCCAGAUGAUGCUUGCCGUCAUCAUCCUGGUAUGCCAUUUUUCCACGAUGCUUACAAAGGCUGGUCUUGUUGUAAUAAGAAAAGUGUCGAUUUUACGGAGUUUUUAAGCAUCAAAGGCUGUCAACUGUCAAAACAUUCAAAUAUUAAACCAAUUGAGCCAGAGAAAGCAGCACCAAAACUGAUCGAAGAUGAACCAGAACCAGUAAAGAUGCCAGAACCAGUAAAACCAAGUGCAUUAGAAAGACCAUCGUUCGACACAGAAUUGGUGACAUUGACACCAAUUAUUGCACCAGCUCUGAAAAAAUCAAUCGACGAUUUAGUUAUUGGCAAUACAAAAAAAUCAACAUUAAAUCUUUCCGAUGAAAUUGCGAUUGGAACAGCUUGUAAAAACGCUGGAUGUGGUAAAACGUAUGAGUCACCAUCGAGUGAUAAUACCGAAUGUGUUCAUCAUCCGGGUCAGGCGAUUUUUCAUGAAGGUCUUAAAUAUUGGUCAUGCUGCACAAAACGUACAACAGAUUUUGCCGCUUUUAUGGAACAAAAGGGUUGCGCUUAUGGCAAACACAAAUGGACUGCCGAUCAAAAUGAAGAAGUGAAAUGCAGAUACGAUUGGCAUCAAACGGCAUCGAAUAUCGUCAUUGCUAUAUACGCGAAAAUGUAUCAUUACGAUAAGAGUUUUAUCAAGGUCAAUCCAAUUCGAUUGAAUGUUUGCCUUGUGUUUCCACAGCAAAACGAUGCCGAAUUCAAACUCGAUUUGGAAUUACGGGGUAUAAUAUCCGUACCAAAAGCAACAGUACAAAUGUUUGGUACAAAAGUGGAAAUCACAAUGCCAAAAGCGGAACCGGGACACUGGAUCACCUUAGAUAUACCCGACAAAACGAAAAAUGCCAACACAAUUGUAAACAAAUCAACCGAACCAGUGAACACAACAAAGGACAACGAUGACGAUUCAGAUCUCGACUUAGAUGACAUUCAACAAGUUCGCGGCGUAAGAAUAACCGAAAAUUAAGCGUCAACAUCGUAAUCAUAAAUCAUUUUUCACUUGAAACAAAAUGAAUUAUGUAUGAACAUAUUAACACAAUUUUCCACUAGGAACCAUUAAAUUUCCCAACUGACAACCAGUUAUAAGCCAAUUUUGAAGAAAAAAAUAGUUCGCGUUUGUUGAAAAGAAAAAAUUGUUUGGAAGUAUGAUUUUGUACUCCAGUGUGGGCAACCAGUUCAUUGAUUCUUUUUUUUCAUUUUAUUUUAAUACAAUUGUAUUCAACGGUAUAUACUUAUUCAAAAAAAAAAAAAAUCAAUUGACAUCUUUUUAAUUAUAAUCUUAAUUAAAAUAGAUAAUUAUCUAUGAAUACAAGAGAACAAAUUCUAUAAAUUUUUCGUUUGCAUCAACAUUUGAAUUCAAAAUGUAUUUCAUAGCCUGUAAAUAUCGAUUAAAAUAAAUUGUUCAAAGCUA